Molecule: messenger RNA, 339 nt
Organism: Fonsecaea multimorphosa CBS 102226
Lineage: Eukaryota; Fungi; Ascomycota; Eurotiomycetes; Chaetothyriales; Herpotrichiellaceae
Exons: 1
Coding region: 1-339 (112 amino acids)
Source: RefSeq, a predicted model, not a curated record
AUGUCAUCCGAUGCUUUUCAGACGGCCCAUUUCGACUGUCUUGAAGUGACCCAAGUCAGGGUUGUUGUCCACAAUAUGGGCCCAGUCAAGCCCGGUGCUGAUAUCAGCUACAACCACUGGUCUAUAUCCUUGCUCACAGCCAGCCCGGAUGAGUCCAUCCGUCUCGACAUGCAGCCAGAAGGCCCCCGGAAUGGCGAGCUUUCCAUCAUUCGUCUCCCCUAUGCCCUCACUCUUCAUGCGGCAGCGUGGUUUGACUUUCCAGUCAGCCCCUCGAGUAACCCAGUGACCGUUAGAAAGAUCAAGGACCUCCUUGAGACGAAACGGAGACAUAGAUACUAG